Tuber melanosporum (Perigord truffle) is the source of this 2511-nucleotide messenger RNA. RefSeq lists its product as uncharacterized. The record is from RefSeq and is a predicted model, not a curated record. Lineage: Eukaryota; Fungi; Ascomycota; Pezizomycetes; Pezizales; Tuberaceae. Gene Ontology annotation, cellular component: small-subunit processome; Pwp2p-containing subcomplex of 90S preribosome. The coding region runs from base 1 to 2511 and encodes 836 amino acids. Gene Ontology annotation, molecular function: protein binding. The transcript is spliced from 5 exons. Gene Ontology annotation, biological process: maturation of SSU-rRNA from tricistronic rRNA transcript (SSU-rRNA, 5.8S rRNA, LSU-rRNA); ribosomal small subunit assembly.
AUGAAAGUCGGAUUCAAUGCAUGUAUUCCUGGCCGCCCCAUAAUCUACUGUCGCGGAAACCUUGCUUUUACUCCAGAUGGGAAUUCACUAUUAUCGCCGGUAGGAAAUAGGGUUACUUGCUUUGACUUAGUGAGCAAUAAGUCUUUCACUUUUAGCUUCGAGCACCGCAAGAACAUUGCCCGGAUAGCACUCUCGCCGCAGGGAACACUACUACUCUCAAUUGACCAAGACGGGCGAGCAAUCCUCACAAACUUCUCUCGGCGCACCGUCCUACACCACUUCAACUUUAGGUCGGCCGUUCACGACGUUAAGUUCUCGCCGGACGGAAGCCACUUUGCCGUAGCUGCGGGGCGGAAGAUUGAGGUCUGGCGGACUCCGUCAUACAUGGAGGAGAGGGAGUUUGCACCAUUUAUUAAGCACAGGGAAUACACGGGGCAUUACGAUACUAUUAAUAAUAUCACUUGGUCUGGGGAUUCGAGGUUUUUCUUGACGGCUUCGAAGGACUUGACGGCGAAGGUGUAUUCAUUGGAUCCAGUAGAGGGGUUUGUGCCGACUAGUUUGGCAGGGCAUAGAGACUCGGUUAUUGGGGCCUAUAUUUCGAAGGAUCAGGAGUCGAUAUAUACCGUCAGCAAGGAUGGCGCAUUAUUUGAGUGGAAAUGGCGGGCACGUUACAAAGAGGACGAUAAUGAUGAUAAUGAGGAAAUGAAGUAUGGGGGUAGACCAAAAGACGAGCGAUGGAGAAUAUCUCAAAAACACUACUUUUUACAACACCAUGCCAAGGUAAAUUGUGCUACGUUCCAUCGAGACUCGAAUCUAUUGGUGGUGGGAUUCUCUUCAGGCAUAUUUGGAUUAUAUGAGAUGCCGGAGUUUAAUAUGAUACACACCCUAAGUAUCUCACAACACGGAAUAGACUUCGUCACAGUCAACAGAACCGGCGAGUGGCUUGCAUUCGGAGCGUCAAAGCUGGGCCAACUCCUAGUCUGGGAAUGGCAAUCAGAGUCAUACAUCUUGAAGCAGCAAGGCCACUUCGAUGCCAUGAACUCAUUAGCAUACUCACCAGACGGCCAACGCAUAAUCACCACCGCGGACGACGGCAAGGUCAAGGUCUGGGACGCUGCAUCCGGCUUCUGCAUAGUAACCUUUACAGAGCACACUUCCGGUGUGACAGCCUGCGAGUUCGCGAAGCGGGGAAACGUCUUAUUCACCGCAUCCCUAGACGGUAGUGUCCGGGCUUGGGAUCUGGUCCGGUAUCGCAACUUCCGAACCUUCGCAGCCACCAGCAGGCUGCAAUUCUCUACACUUGCGGCCGACCCUAGCGGUGAAAUCGUGUGUGCGGGCAGUCUAGACAACUUUGACAUCCACGUCUGGAACGUACAAACCGGACAAUUACUUGAGGAGCUCUCGGGCCACGAGGGACCCAUAGCAUCACUAAGCUUCGCCCCUGACGGCCGAUUCCUCGCAUCUGGAAGUUGGGACAACACAGUUCGAAUCUGGAGCCUCUUCACAAGAACCCAGACCAGCGAGCCCCUCCAACUCCAAUCCGACGUCCUGCGCGUAUCAUUUCGCCCAGACUCCCGACGACUCGCGGUGAGCACGCUAGACGGCCAAAUCACAUUCUGGGACGUGGAGAACGCAGAGCAAACAAGCAAUAUCGACGGACGGAAGGACAUCUCCGGCGGGCGUCGAGCGAUAGAUCGAACCACCGCUGCGAACGCCCCUGGUAGCAAGCACUUCACCACAAUAAAUUACUCCGCCGACGGAACCUGCAUCCUUGCGGCAGGGAAUAGCAAGUACAUUUGCCUCUAUGACAUAGCUUCUGGCACACUUGUCCUGAAGUUCACGGUAUCAGUAAACCUCUCCAUCGACGGUACCCAGGAAUAUCUCAAUUCGAAACUGCUCACGGAAGCAGGGCCAAUAGACCUCCUCGAUGACGCUGGGGAAGCCUCCGACCUGGAAGACCGCAUCGACAGAUCCCUCCCUGGCGCUUCCCGGGGUGACAUGUCGGUGCGUAAAGCCCGUCCGGAAGUCCGCGUAACAGGCCUCUCCUUCUCGCCAACCGGCCGCUCUUUCGCCGCGGCCUCUACUGAAGGACUGCUAAUAUACUCUCUCGAUCACGUACUAAUAUUUGACCCCUUCGAUCUAGACGUUGACGUUACCCCAGCUGCCACUCUCUCCACACUCCGUGACAAGGGGGACUACUUGAAAGCGCUGGUGAUGGCUUUCAGGCUUAACGAGCGGUACCUCAUUCACCAAGUCUAUGAGGCGAUACCGCAGCAGGAUAUCAUGCUUGUGGUUAGGGACUUGCCAUUGGUAUACCUGAGCAAGCUGAUACACUUUGUAACGGAGAUGUCGGAGGAGGGGCCUCAUCUGGAGUUUUCCUUGUUGUGGUUGGAAGCAGUGAUUAGUCGGCAUGGGAAGUACAUUCGGGAGGAGAGGGGCGAGUUUGAGACGGAGAUUAGGGGGGUUGUGAAAUGUGUUCAAAGGAUCCAGAAUGAAUUAGCGAGAUUGUGA